Molecule: messenger RNA, 1619 nt
Organism: Daphnia pulicaria
Lineage: Eukaryota; Metazoa; Arthropoda; Branchiopoda; Diplostraca; Daphniidae
Product: CYFIP-related Rac1 interactor B-like
Exons: 9
Coding region: 283-1296 (337 amino acids)
Biological process (GO): regulation of actin filament polymerization
Molecular function (GO): small GTPase binding
Source: RefSeq, a predicted model, not a curated record
AACAAUUCAAUCCAUGAACUCACAGACACAGAAUCCGCUACCGGGUUUUGGGCUGUCAAAUAAAUAGGCUUUCUAGUCUACAUCCAAUAUUACCGCGUACCACAAUCUACAGCCCAAGGUUAUAUCUAAUCAAUUCCGAAACACAUCGAACAGCUGAAUAGUAGAGUAGUAGUUGUAGGGCAGGGACGUGUUUGAAUAUUGGGCAAUGGCCUCGUUUGCUCGUCAUUUGUGAAACUGAAGAGUGAUCAACAACUCCUCUAUUUGAAAAGUAAACACUGAAAAAUGGGUAAUUUGCUUCGUCUCUUGUCACGCGAAGAAGGAACUUGUUUUUCUCCUCAACGAUACGAUUUAUUCCUUGAUUUUGAAAAUGCUCAACCAACUGACGGUGAAAAAGAAAUGUUCCUUGAAGUUGAAGCUGUGCUGAAGAAAGGACAGCUAAUACUCAAUGAAAUCAGUCAGUAUCGAGGAGCCAGCAAAGAAAUUAGAGAGGCAAUUAGCAACCCAGGGGAAGAUUACCAGGAAAAGGCAAGAGAUGCUGUGUUCCCACUUGUCCAGCAAUUACGACGAUACUAUGAUUUUUCAUUAGAUAUUGAAAAAGUUGUUCCAAAGAUUCUUUCCCAGUUGUGUUCUGGUAGCAUGAGCCCUACCCAACACCUAGAGAAACAACAAGCACUGGUGAAGCAGUUUGCGGAAAUUUUAGAAUUCGUCUUGAAAUUUGACGAACAUAAGAUGACAACUCCGUCUAUUCAGAACGAUUUCAGUUACUAUCGACGAAUUGUUUCGAGACAUAGCUUGUCUGGGUCGAUAAGCGACGAACAAGAUCUUUUUAAAACUACUGAAAGCGACGAACAAAUCAGCUCAGCGUUAGCAAGUCAUAUGUCAUUAUUCUACGCCCAGCCCACACCAAUGCUCAAAGUGCUUAGCGAAGCCACAAUGAAAUUCGUCGCGGACAAUAAAGAUAUUCCCGUGGAAAACACAACGGAAACGCUGAGUACUAUGGCAAGCGUCUGCCAGAGUAUGCUGAAAGAUCCGGACUUGAUUGCUCGAUUUAUGCGCGAAGAAACGUACCUGUUUGUGCUACGAGUCAUGGUUGGUCUCGUUAUUCUCUACGAUCACGUUCAUCCGGUCGGUGCUUUCCAAAAAUCUUCCAAUGUCGAUGUUAAAGGUUGUGUUCGUGUGCUCAAGGAGCAGCCGAGUUCCCGUUCCGAAAGUCUUUUGAAUGCUUUGCGAUACACUACACGUCAUUUGAAUGACGAAUCUACUCCUAAGCACAUAAAAACACUUCUAGCGUCCUAAUUUACUGAUGUGUAACGCAUCAUCAUUAUCUCUCUGUGAAAUUUCCUGGUCAGUUCGCGCUGCAACCGGUUAACCAUUUUUUUUUCUUUUUUGCGUAUUUCGUACGGUCCAAUGUGAUCUAUUUGGAUGGCCGUGAGUUAAUUGUCGCUUUUUAACCGUUCAACCUGCCAAUCCCUAGCUGAAUUGUAAUAGUAAAAUCUACUCCCUUUUUUUCUCUCUUCAACAAUCAUCUUCAAAUUCACCCCCAUUAUUCAUGUUUUGUUUUUUUCAUGUUCCUCGAGUCUGAAGUAAAAAAAAAAAGAACGAGUAAUUUUUGCUCUUUA